Molecule: messenger RNA, 1812 nt
Organism: Brettanomyces nanus
Lineage: Eukaryota; Fungi; Ascomycota; Pichiomycetes; Pichiales; Pichiaceae
Exons: 1
Coding region: 1-1812 (603 amino acids)
Source: RefSeq, a predicted model, not a curated record
AUGGAAAUCGACAUUCCUAUAGUGGCAUUUCCACCAUUUCAACUCCGUUCGAGUAUGAUCGAUAAAGACCCAGUGAUAUGGAGUCAUCUCCUUGAAGUUUACAUAGAGUUAUUUCAAAAGCUUAUCAUUUUGACUGACAAAAGAGACGCCCAAUUGUCGACACGAAGCAAACAGCAGCUUACAGCAUUUCUCAAAGGCUAUUUGUAUGAAUCCAGUGAGGAGGCCACAAAGGUCUUUUCCUUAGGAGCCAUCAAUCCUGAUAUAGUGGAGAGUCAGAGAAUAUUGAAGUUGGUAGUGUUCCAAUUUAUUAAGACGUUCCAUUUGGUGAACUUACAGUUGACAGGAUCUUCAGUUUGGGAUUUUUGCAAAGUUUAUGUGAAGUUGGCUGUUCAAAAUAUGUCCACCAAUCAAUCACUCAUUAACAUUAAUGUGGUGAGGAAGUUAGUAGAGGGAAGGAACGUUCAGGAUCAUGUGAUUAAACUUGUGGCGGAGAAGAAAUUUAAUCGAGCCGAUUUAGAGACAUUGUACGCUUUGCUUGGCCAAAGGAUUCAACCUAAAGGGUCGAAGAAUGCUAAUAAUCGUUAUUUUGGCAGAGUUAGUAAGGAACAUCAGCAAUCCUCUAACUUUGCUGUAAAGUUUGUUAAUAGUUACUGGAUUAACGAGAUCGAGAGAUUAUUCAAUAACGGUGAGUCCAUUCAUAGUGAGCAGUGUUUUCAGUUGAUGCUUGUUUCUAUAGUAAGUUUAGACAGUAGCAAGACGAUCGAUUUGAUCAGGAAGGAGUUGAAUGUUAAGUCAAUGAAUCAGUUACUCAAAGAUCAUCCAUUAUUGGCAAAGAUAAUUCUUUCUAAGAGAUAUCAGGAUAUUAAUCCUGAUAUAACCGGAAAGUUGGAGUAUCUUCAGAAACACAAAACUAAAACUAAUACUAAAACUAAGACGUUCGAUCUAGUCAAAAUUAAAGAGGUGCUAGAUUUCUUUCCACAACUUAAUGAAGCUCAGGUUAAAACAUUACUAGUUGAUAAUAAAGGAGAAGUUAGCUCGAUAGUAAACAAACUGUUAGAGAGUCCUGAUGAUAUUGGUUCUGUUAAAGAGUAUAUUGAAAAGCCCAGUAAUGUUGUUGAUUACAAAUUGAAGGGAAAAAACGUUGAAGUUCAAUUUGGUAAGAAACAGAAGAGUCGUGAGGAUUUAGAUCGCACCACUAAAGAAGAACUAAAGAAGAAGUCAUUGGUUAGAGCUUUGAAUAUGAUGUAUGAAUCUGACGAAGAUGAACCUGAUGAUACCUAUAUUGAUUCUGAGUUGACUGAAGGUCCUGCUAUAAAGAGAAGUAGUAAAAAAGGUCCUGCGAAGGAAAAUGCUCUUGAUAUGAAGCUUUUCCUCAUUUAUAAGAGCGAUCCAGAUCUAUUUGCCACCAGAAAUCGUCAUACGAACUACAGAGGUCAGUUGAAGAAGGAAUUUGGAUGGGUCGAUGAACAAAUUGAAGGCUGGGCUCGGAUGUUGGAAAGGAAUCCACAUAAGUAUAGGUUGUUGGAGCAACAACAGAUAGAAAGUGGAGGAUCGUUGAAUGAUAAGAAACUGAAGCCUAGAACAAAGUAUAGAAAGGGUGAAGGAGACGGAGACGGAGACGGAGACGGAGACGAAGACGAAGACUAUGAAAGUACUCGAAGAGUAUUCAAACCUCAUAAUCAGCAUCAGCAUCCACCUCCAGGUCCGCCAGAUACUCGUAAGCAGCAACGCGAUAAAUCGAAGAACAAGGCUAGUAGAGGAAACCAUAAUAGGAAGAAUGGCCACGACAAAAAGAUGAGUAAAUUAGCUUAA